Aspergillus niger is the source of this 663-nucleotide messenger RNA. RefSeq lists its product as hypothetical. NCBI's taxonomy places the organism in Eukaryota, Fungi, Ascomycota, Eurotiomycetes, Eurotiales, Aspergillaceae. Bases 1 to 663 code for a protein of 220 amino acids. The transcript is spliced from 2 exons. The record is from RefSeq and is a predicted model, not a curated record.
AUGUGGUGUUGUUGUUCGCUGCCUUUUCUUCUCCCGUCUGAUCAAAGGCCGCUAACUAUAUGUGUCUUACCUAAUCAAUCCCAUCGCACCAGGUAUGUGCACACACACAUAUACCACCAAGAUCUAAUUCACGACCCUAUUUUUAACAAAUUGCUAUUUGGCAUGGUUCAUCUGACUGUUUCUUCCUUCCGAGCGAGGAUAACCGGAGGAGAGAAGCAGGCUGUGUUCAACGGAUCGGAUGAAGCCGUGCGCCAGAACACGAGUUGUGCUUGUGCCAAAGGGACUUGGGCCGUUUCUGGUCUGCACAGCACGGGCAGCUUGGCUGUUGACUUUCUUUCUUUUUUAGAGCCAAGUCUAUACUCGGUCUUUGAUAGGUGGGCUUGUUGUUUUCGUCACGGAUUUGCUGGACAAUUGAAUCGGAGAGCAAGCCAUUAUGUCGAGUCAGUCGGGAGUCGGAAGACAAGAACACAUAUGAAGACGAUGUCCGAGAUGUUGAAACUAUUGUGGUUCGGUUCAGCUCAGUUCAAUUCAGUUCAGUUUCUCCGCAUGAUCAGGAUUUAUGUCUCCGAUUACAAUCAGCUGAUACUUAAGACUCAGGAUGUGCCGUGUUGCCGAACAGAUGCGAGUUGUCCUUCGACAUCAUACCUAGUCGUAGAUAAAUAG